Gadus chalcogrammus (walleye pollock) is the source of this 7763-nucleotide messenger RNA. Its product is annotated as zinc finger protein 431-like. The record is from RefSeq and is a predicted model, not a curated record. Bases 1191 to 4307 code for a protein of 1038 amino acids. NCBI's taxonomy places the organism in Eukaryota, Metazoa, Chordata, Actinopteri, Gadiformes, Gadidae. Gene Ontology annotation, molecular function: DNA-binding transcription factor activity; RNA polymerase II cis-regulatory region sequence-specific DNA binding. The transcript has 12 exons. Gene Ontology annotation, biological process: regulation of transcription by RNA polymerase II.
GCAGUUGGAUUAACUGAGGUCUGCCCGAAUGCUACAUCCAUUUUAUAUACUAUCUAUGGGUCAGACGCAACCUGCUGAAGUUCGCUUCAUUCCAGGUGACAGAGGACCACACGCCUUUCCUCUCCUUGGUAUAGAGAACCAGCUUGUUGUCCACUUGCAGCAGAACUCUGAUUCCCCCAUCGUUAGUGUUAGUCUAUAAAGUUAGCCACUCUAGAGGAAUUAUCAGGCAGGCUUAAAGAGUUCCCCAUUCAAAGCAGGAUGUUUAUUGCGGGGGAGGAGCCGCGGCGGCAGUCGUGAUCGUAAUUUCCGGUUUGUGCACUGCGGAGUAUUCGAUUUGGAACAACAGUUGACAUCUGAAAAUAAGCGCACGUAGUGAGUGUGGAUAGUGUAUUGCGUUUAAGUGUACCCAUGGAAGCAUGGAUAUUGGAACACAGCACAUGGGUGUAGCGGAUGACGCGAAAAAACAAAGAUGGCUGCGCCCGUAGUGAAUAAGUUGAGAUGUAUUUUCUUUGUAUUAAUACCACGUUGGUCGUUUAAUGUUGAUUUUAAACGCUCUUAAACACAAAUACAUUUCUGAUUUAAUGCGGUCACCAAUUUAUGCAUUGGAUGGUAUUGUAGGACAUGUAAUUCAAUGUAAAUGUUUGAUUCAAGACGGUUUGCUAAAGAGGAUAAUGUAGCAAACAACAAUUGACUGCCUGCUCCUGCACUUCGUGGCACGGGAAAAACGUGACAGCACUUUAUGAUGUAGGCGAAAAUAGCAAAAUAUUAUUUAAAUGUAAACGGAGUUACUUGAAAUAUUAAGUCGAUACCUGAUGGAUGUUACGGAAUUCUUUCCAAACCAUUUCAGGUUUUGUUGUUACCUUAUGCAAGUCGUAAUAAGCCUUAAGUUAAAGGGCAACUUUCAAGUUAAUUGUAUAACUUAAUUCAUACAGAAUCGUGUAUGCAAAUGUCAAUUAAAAAAAUAAAUACACAGGAAUACAUUUAUCUUACAACACCCACGGAAGAAAGUGUACUUAUUCUAAGCUAGGCUCCCAAAAACCGCCCCUUUUCUCGAGAUCGCGCCUAUGACGUAACGACAGGCCAACAUUGGCGCUGCUGCGCCCAGUCGUCGGUUGGUUUAGUAGUCGAAGUGUUGGUAAGAGAGAAAAGAGCUUGUCGUUAUCGUUGUAGUUGAGGUUUGAGUUGUCGAAAUGGUUAAUUGUUGUGUUUGUUUUGGAUGCAACAACUCCAACUUGUCUGGCCAUCGGGUCCACCGAUUUCCAAACAAGAAAGACAACCAUUUCCGUGCUUGGAUACGUUUCGUCCAGGCAAAGAGAAGCAACUUCGCUGCCUCCUCGGUGACGAGACACACGGUGAUGUGUGAAAAACACUUCACACCAGACAGCUACAACCAAGGGGAUCUGAUGGAAUCGCGCCUGGGAUUUCGACGAAGAGAGUGGGUUAGGCUGGCAAAUGGAGCUGUUCCAUCUGUGCAUGCAGGUCUACCAGCAACAUCUGGCGGGAGUGAGUCCAGCACUAGCAGAGAAUCCGCUCGCCGAAAACGGGAGCUGUGCACAAUUUUGGGGGAGAGUGCUGCAAGCAAUGAUGCGGCGGGUGCAACUACCACUUCAGAGCCUGAAGAUGAUGGAGAUGGAGACACCUCUACGAUGGACCCUGAGCCAGUAGUUGUCCAUCGUGGAUCUCAGUGCAACAUACGAUGUUUCCAUCGUUCAUUAGAAGACUGCGAUGACUUUGGAGACUGCAGCACACAACGCGACGCCACCUCAGAGAGUCUUUACGCCCCUGGCUCCUCCCACAUGUCCAGUCACAACGAGGAGCUGAGGAUCCUGAACGUCUAUGGAAAAGGGGAGGGCCCACUGGCGCUGGACGGCCAUGACACACUCGUGUCUGAACUGGAGGCCCUGAACUCUCUGUCUGCAGACCACAGCGUGGUCAAGAGCCUGGAGCGCGGCGAGCAGCUGGUCCGCCGCGAGGAGCUGACUGGGCAGCAGACCCCAGACACCAUUUCAAUCAAAGUUGAGGAGGAUAUGGAUGGAGCCAUGCCCGCUCUAGAAGACUGCGAUGACUUUGGAGACUGCAGCACACAGCACAGCGCCGCCUUGGAUAGUCUGCAUGUGGACGCUCCUGGCUCCUCCCACAUGUCAGGUCACAAAGGGGAGCUGCGGAUCCUGAACGUCUAUGGAAAAGGGGAGGGCCCACUGGCGCUGGACGGCAAUGACACACUCUUCACCGCGUCUAAACUGGAGACCUUGAACUCGCUGUCUGCAGACCACCGUGAGGAGCUGACUGUGCAGCAGACCCCAGACACCAUUUCAAUCAAGGAAGAAGAGGAUAUUGAUUGGGGCAUGCACGCUGGAGAAGACUGCGAUGACUUUGGAGACCGCAGCACACAGCGCGGCGCCGCCUUGGAUAGUCUGCGUGUGGACGCCCCUGGCUCCUCCCACAUGUCAAGUCACAACGGGGAGCUGAGGAUCCUGAACGUCUAUGGAAAAGGGGAGGGCCCACUGGCGCUGGACGGCCAUGACACACUCGUGUCUGAACUGGAGGCCCUGAACUCUCUGUCUGCAGACCACAGCGUGGUCAAGAGCCUGGAGCGUGCCUUACAACUGCCCCUCCGCGAGGAACUUACUGUGCAGCAGACCCCAGACACCAUUUCAAUCAAAGUUGAGGAGGAUAUGGAUGGAGCCAUGCCCGCUCUAGAAGACUGCGAUGACUUUGGAGACUGCAGCACACAGCACAGCGCCGCCUUGGAUAGUCUGCAUGUGGACGCUCCUGGCUCCUCCCACAUGUCAGGUCACAAAGGGGAGCUGCGGAUCCUGAACGUCUAUGGAAAAGGGGAGGGCCCACUGGUGCUGGACGGCAAUGACACACUCUUCACCGCGUCUAAACUGGAGACCUUGAACUCGCUGUCUGCAGACCACCGUGAGGAGCUGACUGUGCAGCAGACCCCAGACACCAUUUCAAUCAAGGAAGAAGAGGAUAUUGAUUGGGGCAUGCACGCUGGAGAAGACUGCGAUGACUUUGGAGACUGCAGCACACAGCGCGGCGCCGCAUUGGAUAGUCUGCAUGUGGACACUCCUGGCUCCUCCCACAUGUCAAGUCACAAAGGGGAGCUGAGGAUCCUGAACGUCUAUGGAAAAGGGGAGGGCCCACUGGCGGUGGACGGUCAUGACACACUCUUCACCGCGUGUAAACUGGAGGCCCAGGACUCGCUGUCGGCAGACCACAGCGUGGUCAAGAGCCUGGAGAGCGGCGAGCAGCUGGUCCACCGUGAGGAGCUGACUCGGCAUCGGGGAGGCGGCAAGGGCCGGCCUUGUGUGUUGUCUGUUGAGGGUUUUCCUGAAAAAACUAACAUGAGUACCCGCAGCGGCGAGAAGCCGUACGGGUGCGACCAAUGCAAGAAGCGCUUCCAACUGAAAGGCAACCUGAAGAUCCACAUGAGGACUCACUCCAGGGAGAAGCCCUACAGGUGUGACCAAUGCGUGAAGCGCUUCAGUCUUAGCUUCAACCUGAAGGUCCACAUGAGGACUCACUCCGGGGAGAAACCCUACAAGUGUAAUCAAUGCGUGAUGUGCUUCGGUCAUAGCGCUAGCCUGAAAAGCCACAUGAGGACUCACUCCGGGGAGAAGCCCUACAGGUGUAACCAAUGCGUGAAGCGCUUCAGUAAGAGCUAUAACCUGAAGAUCCACAUGAGGAUUCACUCCGGGGAGAAGCCCUACAGGUGUGACCAAUGCAUGAAGUGCUUCAGUAAGAGCUAUAACCUAAAGAUCCACAUGAGGACUCACUCCGGGGAGAAGCCCAACAAGUGUAACCAAUGCAUGAAGUGCUUCAGUCAUAGCUCCGACCUGAAGGUCCACAUAAGGACUCACUCCGGGGAGAAGCCUUACAGGUGUGACCAAUGCGUGAAGCGCUUCAGUCAUAGCACUGACCUGAAGAUCCACAUGAGGACUCACUCCAGGGAGAAGCCUUACAGGUGUGACCAAUGCGUGAAGCGCUUCAGUCAUAGCACUGACCUGAAGAGCCACAUGAGGACUCACUCCGGGUUGAAGUCUUAUGGGUGUGACCAAUGUGUGAAGCGCUUCGGACAGAGCUCUCACCUGAAAAGCCACAUGAGGAUACACUCUGGGGAGAAGCCUUAUAGGUGUGACCAAUGUGUGAUGUGCUUCAGUCAGAGCUCCGGCCUGAAGAGACACAUGAGGAUACACUCCGGGGAGAAGCCCUACAGGUGUGACCAAUGUGUGAAGCGCUUCAAUCAGUGCUCCGCCCUGAAGAGACACAAGAGGACUUGCUCCGGGGAGAAGCCCUGAAGGUGCAACGCCAGCCUCAGUGACCCUAGCAAUUUGCGUUUGCACAUGCUCAAGGAUAGAGGCAAUGGGGUGCUUUGACACGGGCAACGGGAUGCUUUGAUUGACACCUCUAUCCUGUAUUUGUUGAAAUGGCUGUUGUAGGUUAUUUUUUUCUUCGUGAUUGUAGACACUUUCCAAAUUUUCUUUUGCUUUCUGCUUUCUGCUUUAUUGUUAUACUUAAUUGAUGUCUCUGUGAUGAAGAAUCAUUUAUUUUUUUGGUCACUUCAGACAACCAAAUAUUUGAUUUAAAUGUAUUGCAUGAUCAUGAGAAGAUACAGGUAGCAAAGUUACCGAGCAUUCAAUGAGACAAUGGGUGUACAUGAUUCUUAUCGGCAAUUUCACAUUGUGGGUUAACACAAAGGAAACAAAGGUGAGGGGGAGUGACCAUUGGGGAGAUUUUAGGUUUGUCCAGAGGAGAGAUCAAGUUGAAUUGCAAUUCACUAUGGGUGGAGUGGACUUGGCUGCAAGACAGUUAAAGGAAUUUACACAACAAAGUAGUAAUUCGAUUGGCCUCAGUAUCAGGCUUCGUGGCUACAGUUGCAAAUUAUAACAAAAGCUUUCAACUAUAGAAGACGGGCAUUAUCUCCCUUUCAAUUGGCUACCCACAAUAUACAAUUGUAUAUUAUAGUUAGGUCAAGCAUGCAGCACUCAACCUUGGUCUUUCUUAAGUUUCAUUCUAUCUUUCUUAUUCUCCACAAACUUUGAGAUCCUGCUCCUUCCACAAUUUUUCCGUGAGAGACUACAUUACAAUUUUAAAAUGUUAAGAUUAUCUUGGAAUUGCACGCUUCUAUUCAGAUUCUUCUCUGACAUCUGACACACAACUACUUCAAACUUCGCAACUUGGUCAACUUCAACCAUUAAUCUUCGUUCAAACAUUGAACAAAUUAACACAAUUGUAUCUUCAAAAAGAUAUAAACAAUGCAAUAAUAAAUAAUGUAUCAAAAAAUUAUAUCCUCUAUACGGUUUUUCAGAAUCAGUUUAACAGUUUAAUUUAAUUCAUUACAGCCUCGUAUAUUUUCAGUUGGUCUCAUUUACUUCUGUUGAGGCUUGAGUUUGAGGACGCUAGAUGACGCUCGAGCCCAAGGUUGCUAUCGCAAAAGCUAACUAUUGUGGACAGAGCCUUAAUAACCUCACUAUUUAACCUAGAAUUACAAAGUCAAGCUUAAACGGUUAAAUUAUUUUUGUUACACUAGCGCUAAACUCAUUCAUUGAUUGGAAAUAUGAUGGUUAUAUAUCGUGCAUCUGUCUUUGGGGAACCCCUAUUUGUAUUGCAAGAGGCUAGGAGCUUACUAGGCCUACAUAUUUGAUUUCACUUUCGGUAAAUGCUAACUGCAAUGCUUAAACAAUCUUUUUCACAAAAUGCUAUCUACACAAUAUAGUAUAUUAAAGCUGAGACUCAAUGGAGUCCAACAGACUGUGAGCCUGAAUUAGAUAUGAAGGAAUAAGAUCAAUAACAUACUUUUCCAAGUUACUACCACACAGACUAGCUAUUCUGUAUUUAUUUCAAAUGUAUUCAAACUUGAUCACAUUGGCUAUUAGUUUAACUUCACUUUAUUUGUUUCCAAGUGUUUUUUAAAAAAUGGUGUGCAUGUUAACAUUGUUUACUCCAUUUAGACUCUUCAAAUCCCUUCACUUGAUUUAAGCCAUCUAACAUUUUUUUAUAUCGUAAAUUAGCUGCAUAUUUCCACCAUCCCUUUGCAUCUCAUCGCAUUUUCUGAAGGAAAUGCAUUUUCUAGUGAAUCUCAUAGCGAAUCAUAAAGAAGAGGAUUAGGGCCACUCAAAAAAAUAAAAGAUUCAGACUUUAUUCUCCGAAUUCUGAGAUUAGAGUCAGAAUUCUGAUUUUAAACUCAGAAUUUUGACUUUAAACAGAACUGCGGCUACCUGUAACGCCCCGUGCCCACUACAUGCGUCCGUUGCGUUAUCCCAAUGGGGGCAGACUUUUUUACGCGCCGCUGCGGCGCCUGUGUGUGGAGGCCUUCAAAGACCCACAUGAGGACUCACUCCGGGGAGAAGCCCUACAGUUGUGAUCAAUGCGUGAAGUGCUUCUAUAAGAGCUCUCACCUGAAGAGCCACAUGACGACUCACACCGGGGUGAAGUCCUGAAGGUGCAAUGCCAGCUUCAGCGACCCAAACAAAGAGGCAAUAGGGUGCUUGGAAACAGGGCAACGGGACGCUUUCAUUGACACCUCUAUCCUGUAUUCGUUGAAAUGACCGCUGUAGGUUUGUUGUUCGCUUUAUCAAAGACGCCUUCCAACUUUUCAAUCGCCUUCUGUUUUUGUUGAUAAUAAUUGAUGUCUGUGUGAUGAAGAAUCACUUAUAUUUUGGACCCUUCGGAGAACCAAUUAUUUGAAUUAAAUAUAGAGCAUGAUCAUGGCAAGAUACAGGCAUCAGUUACCAAGCAUACAUUAAAUGUGACAAUGGGUGUACAUUAUUCUCAUAGGCAAAUUCACAUCCUGGGUUAAUAAAAAGGAAAGAAAAAUGAGGGGGAGUGACCAUUAAAUUGCAAUAGUGACGUGGACUUGGCAGCAAGACAGUUGAAGGAAUCACAACAAAAAAGUCAGUAGAUUGGCCUCAGUAUUUGUUGCGACAAUUGCAAUGCAAAUGCAACUCCUUUAAAUUAGAGAGGACGGGAGGCAUCUCUUGGUCCAAGGAGAUUGUAUAGAAACCCCUUUUCAAUUGGCUACAUACAAUUUUCAAUUAGUUAGGUUGUGCAUGCAGCGCCGCUCAACUCAACCGUUUUAUUUUUUAAACACUGGGCUCCUUGAAGGAACUCUUAUCAAAAGCCUACCUCCAUUCCUGAGGGAUAUUUACACAUGUCUCUCGUUCACACACCAUAUGCCUUUCAAAAGGUGAACCCCGGUUACCUCGUUGACCGAAUGUACUUCUAAGUUGCCCCUGAGAGGGACGUCUGGCUCACUUCACCAUGAGAGGGGGACACGAAGCGGGCUUUGUGACGUCCCAAAGGAAGAAAGGCCCCUCCUGCGGUCUCCCUGUCUCAUGGUAAUUGGGCUAACUUAGAAGUUAGAGUUAACUACUCAAUACUCCAGUUAGAGUCAGACACUGCCAGCUGUAUGAAUGUAUACCACAGUAUGUAUGACUCUGCCGUCGGUGUGUCAAUGUGUGUAUUAACCGAUGUAAGUCACUUUGUAUUAAAGAAUCUGCUAAAUGCCCCAAUUGUAAUUGAACAUAUUGUGAUAUUGUUGAAUAUAAAUUUGAAUCUAAUUAUUUCAAUGCAUGUUUUAUUGUUUAAACGUGGUAAAUCAGGUUAAUGAACAAGGUGAUGAGUGGAUUUUAAUAAAAGACCUCACAUGGGAUACUAGAUGUUACCUCUUUACACUGUCAUGAUUUGAGAUGUAACUUAUUUUGACUUAUUUUGAUAUUUUUUUUCAUUGUAAUAGGCCUAUACUGGGAAUACAG